AUGCCAAUUUAUCUGUUUUAUAUCCACAAACCAAACACCGCUGAAGGAAGGGUGGUUUCAAAUCCAUGUGGCCCAGUUGCUGAAGGGGGUUAUUAUACAAAUAAAAAUCAUGCCGUUGAUGGUCUUGGUGGAGGCAACGAUAUUGGGGAUGUCAAGGGUGGUGGUACUGGAGGCAGUAAGGGAGUUGGCGUAAGUAGAGGUGGUGAUGAAGGCGGAGGUGGCAGUGUUGGGGGUGGCAAGGGAGGUAGGGAAGGUGUCGGUGUAAGUGGAGGUGGUAGUGCUGGAAGUGGGAAGGGAGGUGGUGUAGGCAGAGGUGGCGGUGUUGGGUGCGGCAAGGGAGGUGGUUAA
This is a messenger RNA of Camellia sinensis, 348 nucleotides long. Lineage: Eukaryota; Viridiplantae; Streptophyta; Magnoliopsida; Ericales; Theaceae. The record is from RefSeq and is a predicted model, not a curated record.